Messenger RNA from Didymodactylos carnosus, 1122 nucleotides. NCBI's taxonomy places the organism in Eukaryota, Metazoa, Rotifera, Eurotatoria, Philodinida, Philodinidae. The record is from the annotation of a GenBank genome assembly.
AUGUCACCGCCAACAACACAUCUUUUAAUACGUUCAAAAACAACUCAUGAUUUAAACAAAAUGACCAAAGAAACAACAGAGAAAGAUAACAAUAAUUUAUUAUUAUUAUCAAAUUCAUUAUCAUCAAGUUUAAAUUCAUUACCAACAACUGAAUCUUAUUCUAGUAGUCAACAAACACCAUCAUCCUCAUUAUCUAAGGCAUCGAGUUAUUCUUCAUUAAUCAAUGAUGAUUUAUUUCAUUCAUCAUCAUUAUCAACAUCAUCGCCUCAAUCAUCUACGCCAGAAGAUGAAAUUGAAGAAGAAAGUGAAGAUUUAACAACACCUGUUGAAAAACAUAAAACAAUGCCAUUACCUGUCAAUAAAAAUGAACUUUUAACAACGCGUGAACGAUUUUUACCAAAAAAACGUACAUUACAUUAUACACAAUCCGUAUUAACUCAUACACAUCUCGCUAAAUUAUGUCCAAUUUUAGAAGAUACAAUUGAAAUACAUGGAAAUGGAAAUUUUCCAACAUUAAAUAUUAGACCAAAACAAUUUGUAUUAGAUUUAAGAAAAUUAUUUCAACAAAAUAAUAUUGAUAUAUUGGAUAUCAGGUUAAAUGGAGGUGUUGCCUCAUAUGUUUUAACCAAUGAUAAAUCGUACAUCUAUAAUGAUAUUGAUUUUAUAUUUCGUUGUGAUUUAUCUACAGAACAAAAAUGGUCACAAAUUAAAUCUCUUGUAUUUGAAUGUAUUUCUAUAAAUUAUUUUCCACAAGGUACUACGCCAAUAUCACCCGUUAUUUUACAACAAGCCUAUGUUGAAAAAAUGAUUCGUGUUGUUAAUCAAGAAAAUGAUUGUUGGGGAUUAAUAUCAUUAUGUAAUCAUUAUGGACAAAAUUUUGAAUUAAAAUUUUUAGAUCGAAUGAAACGACAAUUUCAAUUUUCAGUUGAUUCAUUUCAAAUUAUAUUAGAUCCACUAUUAGAUUAUUAUGAAAAAGAGCAAAAAUAUGAAAAAUUACCAAUAACAAAAACAUAUUCAAAAACAAAUGGACACUAUGAUAAUCAACAAUGUUUAAAUGGAAGACAACAAAAAUUAUAUGGAGGUAAUUUUGUUUUAAAAAUACAAUUGACUUUUUAUUAUUAA